UGGGAUCACUUUGGUCCUGUUUUGGUUCUGUGUUGGUGCUCUAACGUGGCGCUGCGUGAUGGAUCUCUGUAAACUCUGAAAUCUCACUACACUAAGAACCGCUGCUGUUUCAGAUACACAAACAGGACGAGUUUUCUUCUGCUCAGGACUGUUUCGGGGUGAACUGACAAGAACUGACAAGUGUCCGCUGAAAACUGCAAACAUGAGGAGGGAGAGGGUGGAUGUUAUUCUUCAGGCUCUCCUCUGGAUCCACAUCGCAGUGGCCUUCUUCUUCACUGCAGUGUCCUGUCAGUCAGACAGCAGCAGCAGUGUGGUGGUGGCAGGUUACAAUAUGAGCGCCCCCGCCGGCUCCAGGAUGGUGCUGCAGUGCAUGAGCGGCCGCAUGGUGUGGACCAGAGACAGGGUGAGGGACAGGCAGAGGGUGGUGCACUGGGACAUGUACCGCAGUGAUCCGGACUACGCCAUGGAGAGGGUGGUGGACAUGUUCUCGGCAGGAGAGCAGAGGAUCUACAACUCCUACAACCUGGCCAGGGUCAGCCUCAGCAAGACGGCCUUCAAGGAUGGGAACUUCUCUCUGGUCAUCAAAGAUGUGACAAUGAAUGACAGAGGCCUGUACUCCUGUAACCUCCAUCAUCUCUACUGCCACCUGUAUGAGACGGUCAGAGUGCAGCUCAACAUCACCAAAUCACGCCGUAAAGAGCAGCGGUUCUGGGAUGGACACAAAGCCGUGUACGUGGUGCUGCUGGGGAGCACCGUGGUGUUGCCCUGCAUCAACAGACGGACGGUGUGGACGGACUGGAGCGACGAGGAGGAGGACCAGCAGGUGGUCCACUGGGAUCGACAGCCUCCUGGAGUUCACCACGAUCGAGCUGACCGGCUGGUGGACCUGUACGCCUCUGGAGAGCAGCGCAGCUACGGACCCUUGUUCCUCCAGAGGAAGAUGAACAUCAGUAAUCAGGCCUUCUCAGAGGGAGACUUCUCCCUCACCAUAUCAGACCUGCAGCCCACAGACCAGGGGAUGUAUUCCUGCCACCUCCACCAUCAUUACUGUGGUCUACACGAGAGAAGAGAGUUUCAGGUCAGAGUCGAGCCUCCACUGAUUCAGACCACUGUUCCGGCCAAAGCACUGCCCAGCGAAGACAAAGACACUACUAAGGCUGAAUCAUCGCGAGUCAUCACUGUCAUCCUGCCAGACCAGAGACACCACUUUCUCCUGCCGCUGGGCUACGUCCUCACCUCCUUCCUGCUCCUGGCCUUCAUCAUCCUCAUCAUCAUCCUCAUCACACGACGGCAUAGAACCAAAGAAUUUUAUCCUCAAGUAUCCAUGAGGUCCAGCAGAAGUCAGAGCAGCUCGGAUGAGUUUGAGAUGAAUGUUACUGAGGUGAAUGCGUGCAGUCAGGAGGAGAGAAGAUUUGGCUACAAGAACAACCUGCUGAAAGAAAAAGUCCAUGUGAACACUCAACCUAAAGUCAUUGAUCUUGACAAAGCUUUGAUUUUUCUUUCUUCUCGCAGAGAUGCAGAAGUUUUCUAAGUGAGAAAAGUGAGAAGGAAGUGAAAUGGGAGUCACUGGCUGGUCCAGAGGCUGCGUUCCAAACUAAACACCUCCAAACUGCCUUCUGUGCUGGCGGGAGAGAUGCCACAGAGAAAAAGUCAAUGUCGCAAAAAGCUUUGUUGUGAAAUGCAGAAAAACAGUAGAAACGGUUCACACUGAGAUCUUGUGUUGUCAAAUUGUUAGAAUCACACACAGAGGAUUUUGUUUUCUAUUACUGUACUCUAUCAAACUAAAAAGUCUGGACAGGGAUCACUUUGCACAGCAUCACUGCACCACCCAGAGGGGAAUCCUAACCAAACCUUGACUGUAAAUGAAGGAGAAAUGUGUACAGCUUGACUGGGUUGUGACUCAGAGAACAUGAAUUAUCUGUUGUUACAGCUUGAAUCUUUAUUCCUCUUGUUAAAAGGAUGUUUUUUUGUUUUUUAUUUUGCCUUUGUUUCUCUUCAUUUGGCUUAGGUAACUUGACUGAAACACCACUGAAGAGUUAUUAUCAGUGUGUAUUGCUGCCUGCAGGCUUUAAAUAACUGUAUGCAAAAUGAACAUUUUAGCAGUGUGUGUAAAAAAAAAAAAGUUUUAUUUUGAUGCUCAGACUGUAAAUUUGUGGAAUGUACCUUUUUCUUUUCAUGUUUUAAAAUUCUGUGCUAAUGCUGAUUUUUUGAAGGAGAGAUCUGUUCUCUUUGUUCAGAUUAUUUUUUGAUUAUCACAGUAAAUGCAAAUAUUUGUGAACGUAGACAGGAGAAAUGUUUGCAUUUCAUACUCACCCUGCCGUCAGACAGGUUGAAGAAGAACGGGUCUGUUCAAUUCAAUAUCUCACAGAGUCACGGCAGUGUGACACUGAGCGAGCAUGCACAAUUACAGAACACUGACAAUGAAGCAAAAAUCUGCCAUCUUGUAAUACUAAGUGCUCUAACAGAAGGCAACAGGACUUUUUUUAAUUCUUGAAGAUUUCAUUUGUUAUUUAAGAGGCUUCUUUAGUUCUGAUUCGUAGGGAGGUCCAGACAUUUAUUAUCACCCCAAACUCAUGACUUAAAGCUUAAUGACCCGAGGAACUGAGGACGCCUCUUAAAUGGAGAGAACCUUCAAGAAGAACUUUCGUUACCUUUGACUGGAACACUUUUAAUUAGCAUGAUUAAGAAUCUACCACUCAAAUUUCUCAACUUGUAAUUUACAUUUUGGUUCCUCAGUAAAUUUGAAAUUUGAUUUUGUCUGUAUUAUUCCAUUUAUCUAUCAGUCUGUCCUUGUUUUUUUUUUUCAGUCCACAUUUUUGCACUCCCUGGUCAAGUGCGCCCCCUAGCUGGGAGCCACUGCAUGAGCUGAUAUAUUAAAAUAUUAAUACUAGUGUCCAUUAUGGUCAAAGGGACACUUUCCUUGCAGUACAAGGUGUGAAACACACAACAAUCUCUUAAUGAAGAAAUGUUGUGGCUUUUGCUUUCUUCAGUUACUUCACUUGCCUUUUAUCUUCAUUUGGCAUGCUCACUUGUGCUUAGUACCAAUUUACCUGUUGCUGUGCUGUACUGCUAACUCAGUAAAAUUGUAAUAAGCAAAUCUGGAG
Messenger RNA from Amphiprion ocellaris (clown anemonefish), 3104 nucleotides. Its product is annotated as matrix remodeling-associated protein 8-like. Bases 203 to 1531 code for a protein of 442 amino acids. Gene Ontology annotation, biological process: cell adhesion; establishment of glial blood-brain barrier. NCBI's taxonomy places the organism in Eukaryota, Metazoa, Chordata, Actinopteri, Pomacentridae. The transcript is spliced from 12 exons. The record is from RefSeq and is a predicted model, not a curated record. Gene Ontology annotation, cellular component: membrane; cell surface.